ACUCGCACAUUUACACUGUAGCAACCGUUGCUAGCCGUAAACCGUGUUUGGUCCCUAGCUGGCGCUGCCGUACUCGCUCCUCGUAACUCCGCCCCUGUUCCGUCAUUGAACGGCGAAAGGAAAACAGUGACAGCUGCCCGCUCGCGGUGUUGUUGCCGAGAUGUUUAAUGACUGGUUAAUUUUUGACUAGUUUCUCAAAAAGAAAAGGGAGGUUAAAAAAAAACACACCCUUCUCUCGCCUGCAGUGACCUGGCUUUAAUUUGCCACAUGUUCCACCGUUGCGUCAGUGAAACCAUCAUUUCCACUAUAACUGGAAUAUUGUCAUAAACUGUCCCUUGACUAGCUUUCACAAGAGCACUUGUUUAACCUCAAGAUUGCUGCCAAGGAGCUGCAGCACAACUCUAAGAAAUGUGACAAAGAGGAGAAGGCAGAAAAGGCGAAAGCAAAGAAGGCUAUCCAGAAGGGUAACACGGAGGCAGCUAGGAUCCAUGCAGAGAACGCCAUCCGUCAGAAGCACCAGUCCAUUAACUUACUGAGGACGAGUGCCCGUGUGGACGCUGUGGCCUCUAGGGUCCAGACUGCAGUCACUAUGAACCAGGUUUUCUCUGUUUUCCUUGCAAAUGAGCGGUGGUUUUACAUAAAAACAGAUGUUAUCUCUUUUCUGUGAGUAGCGCGACUCCCGUUGUGUCUUUCUGAAGUAUUCAUCAGCCCCCAUGAACGUUUCAGAUUUUGUCACAGUACAACCAUCUGGGCCAGCGGCAGUAUCCCACAACCAACGCAGAUUUUUAGUUUCUUUUUUUUUUUUUUUAACGAAGGCCGUGUUUUGCAAAACAUAGACCCAUAUGAGGCGCAUAUGAAUAUAAACAAUACUCAAGUAUUUUGAAAUUAUGAAGUUAUAGUACAUUUUUUGUGGAGCAUCUGGUGUAUUGGAGGGGGAAUGUAAAAUAAUUUAGUAGAUAGGCCAAUAUCUACUAAAAUCUACUAAACUGCCUCCAGCCUAGGGGCCCAAAUCCUUGUAAAUCCGGCCCUGACGACCAUAAUGAUUCGUUUAUUUUGUCCGGAUUUUGUGAUAGACCAACACAAAGUUCAGCAUACAUGUGAAUUCAAGGAAAACUGUAAUAAUCUGAGAAGUGAGUCAGUACUUUGGAGAACUUCCUGCUUCCUCAACCAGCUUAGCAAAAGUUUUGUAAACUGGACAUUUUUGCCCAUUCCUAUUUUUUAAACAUCUCAAACAUAGUUUGAAUGGGGAGCUUAUGUUGACAUAGAUUUUCAAGUUUUGUCUCAAAUUGUAAAUUAGAUUUAAGUCUGGGACUUGACUAGGCCAAGCAUUUACUCCAUCUCGGUGAAGUUCUGGCUGAUUAGGGACGUUAUCCUGCUGAAGGCAAAGGCAUUCUGAGCCUAUGACAUGUUUUCUUCCAGGAUCUUCCUGUGUUUACCUCCGUCUCUCUUCCCAUGAACUCUGGGCAUGUGAGGUCACUAAAUCCAUGUCAGCAGUUUUUAAAUCGAUGGACGCGACGCUGAAAAGCAUGAAUUUGGAAAAGAUCUCGGCCCUGAUGAACCAGUUCGAGAGGCACUUUGAGACGUUGGACGUGCAGACGGUGCUCAUGGAAGACACCAUGGGCAGCACGUCCAUGCUCACCACGCCUCAGAACGAAGUGGACACGCUUCUGCGAGAGAUGGCUGACGAAGCGGGGUUGGAUCUCAGCGUGGCGCUUCCUCCUGGACAGACCUCCCCCGUGGCUUCCACUGUGGCUUCAGCCGAGCAGGUAACGCAACUUUUCCCACCACAGUUCUUCCGUCCACUCAACUUUCCACGAAUACGCUUGGCUACAGCUCUAUGGAUAAUCAGCUUGACCUAUUGUGGCUUACCUUCCACAUGCAUGAAGGGGAACACGUUUAAUUAUUUCUUCUUCUACCACUUUUUAUCGGGAGUUUCGCGCUGCACAGAGUUUUUGUAGCCGACCGAAGUUUUGUUUGAAAUU
Messenger RNA from Xiphophorus couchianus (Monterrey platyfish), 1982 nucleotides. Its product is annotated as charged multivesicular body protein 1b-like. Lineage: Eukaryota; Metazoa; Chordata; Actinopteri; Cyprinodontiformes; Poeciliidae. The transcript has 6 exons. Gene Ontology annotation, biological process: vacuolar transport. Bases 1401 to 1958 code for a protein of 185 amino acids. The record is from RefSeq and is a predicted model, not a curated record.